CUGUAAACACGCCAAUGCAAAAGCUUACAAAUUUGUCAGAGAAGAACUCCACGUCUACGCGGAAAAAUUAUUAAUGCUCCUUUUUUCAUAACCAAUUAUACUAGCCUAGAUAAGAUUACCAGUUCCUCGCUGCAAAAAACCUUCCAUAAAAAAAAAACCAUCUUGUUCUCAACACUGAAUCCAAGGCAGCAAAAAUGGCUGACGCUCUUAUCAGCUCAACAAUACAGGUCACAUUGGAAACGACACUGUCUCUUGCCUCUGAUAGGAUUGGUUUGCUAGUUGGGUUCAAGAAGGAUGUGGCCAGCAUGACACAUUCUCUCGGCUUUAUCAAAGAUGUCCUGGCUGAUGCUGAGGAAAGGCAAAACCAAAGCAGAGGAGUGCAACGAUGGUUGAAGUGUCUCGAGGAGGUGGCUUAUGAUGCUCAGAAUGUGUUGGAUGAGCUCUACUAUGAAUCUCUUCGUCACCAGGUGGAGUCCCGAAACCGACCCAAGCUCAAGGUAUUCUCCUUCUUUUCCUUCUCAACAUUAAUCUUGCUUUUCGUUGGAGAAUGGCUUCUAAGGUCAGGGACGUCAAACUGAAGUUGAAGGAGAUAAAUCAAGAAGCCAACGGAUUGGGACUGGUUAGUAGGUUAGUGAUGACAGCUGCCCUCCCUGCUGCUCCUGCUGUUGGAGACAUAGGAAAUCGGCAGACUGACUCUGUUCUUGUUCCAAUAAUUGGAAGAGCCGAUGAUGAAUCAAACAUAUUGAAGAUAUUGUUGAGCCCAUCUGAGAAGGUAGUUUUUGUUCUUCCCAUAUUUGGUAUGGGAGGUCUAGGCAAAACAACUUUGGCUAAAUCGAUAUACAACAAUCAGCAAAUUGAUGGGCAAUUUGAGAAAAAGUUGUGGGUUUGUGUAUCGAAAAAAGUUCCAGUAGUGGAACUUUUCAAACUCAUGUUAGUGCAAUUGAUGAAAAGAAAAGUUGAAGUGGAUGAUAGGAAUGUCAUCGUUGAAGACAUUCAGAAUCAACUUGGGGGAAAAAGAUAUCUCCUAGUUCUUGAUGAUGUGUGGGAUGAUAAUCGUGCAUUGUGGGAUAACUUUUUCACCACCUUGAAGGGGCUCAAUCCAACUAAUGGAAGCUGGUGUCUGGUCACUACUCGUUUAGGUCCAGUGGCACAUAGUGUGUCUCGAGUUUUGGGGAUGAUGGAAAAUGAACCAUAUCCAUUAGGAAAACUACCUGAUGAUCAUUGUUGGUCUAUCGUAAAAGAAAAAGUAGUUGGAGGGGAAGAAGAACCUGAUGAACUAAAAGCAAUUAAAAAGAGAAUAAUCAAAAGAUGUAAUGGUCUACCAUUGGCUGCAAGUGUAAUUGGAGGUCUAUUAUCUUUAAAGAGAAAAGAAGAGUGGCCAUCAAUUUUGGAGAAUAGGCUUUCGAGUUUGAGUGCAGGUGGAGAUGGUGUCAUGGAAAUACUUAAAUUGAGUUUUGAUUGUUUACCAUCACCAGCCGUUAAGAAAUGUUUUGCAUAUUGUUCUAUGUUUACUAAGGAUACUGAGAUGGAAAGAGAUAUGCUAAUCGAACUUUGGAUGGCAGAAGGUUUCCUCCAUGCAGGUCUCGAGAACAAAACAAUGGAGGAAAUUGGAGAAUAUUACUUGGAAAUUUUAUUGCAGAGUUCUUUGCUGGAAGAAAUAAGAGACGCUUGGGGAAGGUAUUAUAAAAUGCAUGAUAUAGUGCACGAAGUCUCAAAAUCAAUAAUGUCAAAGUCUACUAAAUUCAUUAAUUCGGAGACUGGUUCAGGAGACAAUAGUAAUCAGGUUCGUUGUCUUGUAAUAGACUCAUUUGGAGAAGACACAAUAAAUCUUUUUGAGAGUGGAUCAAAUUUGCUUCAUACAUUGUUUCUGAGUCAGGGUAGCUUAUCUGAUGAUAUGCUAAUGAAGUUGAAGAAUUUGCACGUUUUGAAUUUGUCCGGUGCAAAAAAUCAGAAUCUGCCAAUCUCAAUUGGCAAACUGAUACACUUGAGGUACAUUAACUUUGAGGGUUCUAAAAGCGAAACUUUGCCGGAAUCUGUUUGCAAACUUUAUAAUUUGCAGACACUGAGGCUAAACAGCUUGGCUCUUAAGGUUCUGCCGAAGGGGACGCGCGAUUUGAUUAGCUUGAGACAUCUCCACUAUUACACCUAUAAUGAAGAAUUUCAAAUGCCGUUAAGAGAUGGGACGACUGACUUGCCUUCAGACGCUAGCAUUCUUUAAAGUGGGUCGAGAGAAGGGUCGACGAAUUGGAGAGCUUGGAAGCUUGAAGAACCUCAAAGGCAAUUUGGAGAUACACAAUCUUCAUCUAGUAAAGGAUAGGAAAGGAGCUGAAGAAGCAAAACUAUCUGAAAGGCUAAUCUAUUUAGUUUGCGACUUAAGUGGGCCCGGCCUUGGCAUCGAGAAGGCCAUAACUACAACGACGAAAAAGUGUUGGACUGCCUUCGACCCCACCCAAAUUUGGAGGAGUUGGUAAUUGAGAAUUUUAUGGGUGAUCAAUUUCCUCGAUGGUUAAUGGAUUUGCCAACAGCAACAACACUCCCCAAGUUAGCGAGUUUGACAUUUAAUUGCUGCAACAGAUGCAGAGAACUCCUUCCCCUGCAAAACUUUACGUCUCUUAAAGAGCUAGUGAUUACAAAUUGCGGUGGGUUGACGAAUCUGCCCGGUGACAUGCAACACUCGUGUGCCUCUCUCCAGAAGCUUCGGGUGACUUAUUGCUACAAUCUUUUCUCCUUUCCGCUUGAUUUGCAACAAAUGCCUUCUCUCUUGGAGCUGGAAUUAUGGAAGUGUCCCAAACUGAAAACAAGUACGACGCCCAAAGGAUUUGGUUUCCUAACCAGCUUAAGAAAGCUUGUAAUUGGUCCCUUCUCAGAUGAUGGUGAUGAUCACGAAAAUUCUUCAAUUUACAAUGAGUUUGAUUGGUCUGGAUUGAUAUCCUCCUCCUCCUCCUCUUCGUCAUCCGCACUCCGUGAAUUAGAAUUAUUUGGGUUGCCACACAUGGAGUCCCUGCCACCUCAGAUCCAAUACUUGACCACUCUCACGUCACUAACGCUACUUGUCUUUGGAGGUAUAAAAGCUCUGCCAGAUUGGUUCGAAAACUUUGCGGCUCUUGAAGACGUGCACUUAUGGUUUUUCAAAGAGCUUGGACAUCUACCCUCUGAGGAUGCCAUGAGAAGUCUCACCAAACUAAAACGUCUGGAGGUUUAUGGUUCUCCUCUGUUAAAAGAAAGAUGCACUCCUGAGAGCAGCGGCCCCGACUCCCAGUGGUCCAAAGUUUCUCACAUUCAAGACCUAUGCAUAAGUUGAUUAAUAACCAACUUUCAUCUUUGGAUCAAAUUCAAUCAGGGGACUGAACUUUCAUCUCUCAAGAGGUUAUUGAAGGCAAUCUUGAUUCUAAGGGGACUGAACUUUUACCUCGUCUCUUGAUAAUGAACUUGCAUACUUAUCUAAACUAUUUGAGUAGUAAUUGCUCCAUCAGAGUCAUAUAUGAUGGUUUUCUGGCUCACUUUUCCUUGAUUUUGGCUUUUUAUCCAUGAAGACAAUGGUCAAUUGAGGAGUUUUCGCAGCUGUUGGUUAUCACUUUCAUGUUUUGGUUCAAAAAUUCGGAUAAUUUUAGAUAUGCUUCUCUUCUUUCGCUGCUCAAUUUUGACUUUAAACCACUUUAAUAUCUAAUAUAUUACAUAUAAAAUAAGAGAAAUCUUGUCGUCACGAAGAUAUUUUUGAGGUAGCCAAGGAAGGUGUGCACUGUUUGGGCAAUGAAGUUGCACAAAACUUGGUGGAGUAUCUUCCAACAUUCAACUCAAGUUUGCUUGUUGUGACUUGCUGAUCUUAAUGAUAGAGGCUUUUAAGCUCUCUCUGCUUUUAUGAUUGUCGGUUGCUUCUUUUUUUAUGUGAUUUUAGGCACAAAGCUUAACAGGGAACCUCAUCGAUUUCUCUUUCAAAGUCCUACAAUUCCUUGCUGGAUGGCAUUCUCUUUUUCUCUGUGCCUCAUAUGUCCAAAGUCUGAGAUAUCCACUGGGCUGGCCUCUGCAAACUGCCCACCAGAAUUUCUUUCCCCAGCUUAUGUAAUGUCUUUCAAGAUCAAGAGUCAUCAUUACCAUGAAUUUCUGCUAAUGAUCAUGGGGGGUUUGGUUGGUGAUAGAGCUUGUACUAGAGAAACAGAUUGACAAUGAGGAGCUUGCAAAUUUUCAAGAAGUACUGUAAGUUGCUGUAGGUUUAUAGCUCUGUAGGGAACCCUGAUGGCUCCUAAUCACCGCCUUUACUUUUCAAAGUCCUUUCUUUCCUUUGAAGUAUAUCAAGUGAUAAUUGGAGCAGCAACAGAGUAGGUCUGCCAAGUAACUCUUUAUCAUGAAUAAGUGCAAUAUUUCAUAACCUUUACGACUAAUAAACCAUGCACGGUUCCAUACCAAUCUAAACUAACGGAACUAAACAAUCAUUUUGGUUAAUUUAAAAUGUCAAAUUGGUAUUUCUCCCGUUGUAUCACAUCUCAUUCGCUGUUGCAAAGAUCAAACAUGGCAAAUGGUGGUCCAAUUCAAUACCAUCCAUGUUUCAGUACUACACUUAAAGCUUCAGUUGCAUAUUUUUUUCAGUGACCGAGAUUUUCUUGGGUUAACUGAAUCACGUUUUUCAGUUGCAUAGUUUUGUUUAUCAUGCAUAUCAGUUACUGUGAUUGCUAACAUCGGUGCACUCUCUGUAAACUUGUGAUUUCACCAGGAUGAAGUGAUUGAUCUCUCUGAAGUUUCACACGUUGAAAAUGCAUUGGACAUUUUAGAUUUGAUACCACAAGCAGCAAUUCUACAAACCUUUUCUAUAAGACUUUAAACCCCCAAUUCUCUACUGAGCUCCUUUCUCCUGCACUUAACAAGCAGAUUUUUGAGGUCUCUCCCCUAGAUGAACUUAGAUUAGAUUUUUAUAGCUGGUAUUAAUUAAUUUUUGUUUUGCAUUUCCUACAAGUUACCCAUCAAUAUGAAAUAAGCACUAGAAGUUUAAUUUUGUUGAUUUUAUAUAUUUGCUUUUGUGGAUGUAAGACGUGAUUGCUAAAGUAAAUAGUUGCUCCAAAGUUUAAUCGCCUCUUGAAGGCUCAUUUAUCAAGCUUCUUGAACCAUUUGAUUAGUGAUUUGUUCGAUAAGUCUCGUAGAUGAUGGGUUUAUGUGUCACUUUUCCUUGGUUAUGAUUUUCUAGUACGAAAGAUUUCAGGAGUUUUCAGAGCUGUUGGUCAUCAAAUUGGUGUUUGUUGUAGUGUCUGCCACGGAAGAUAUACUAUUCAUGCAGUGAAUCUGCACAGAAUUGUUAGAGUGCAAGUUUUGAGACUGCCAAGCGUACUUGUUGGCUGCUGCCACUUGCUGCAAUUAUUUCAUCAGCUGUGAUGAAGGCUAUUAAGCUCAUUCUGCCUUCUACACUUGUUGGGUUGCUCCUCUCUUCAUGUAGGUUUACGCUCAAAGAUCAACAUUAAACUUGAUAGCUCUUGCUUACUAUCCUUGGUAUACGAUCCCUUGCUGAACCAGAUCCUGUUUGAUAGAGCGAUGAUUGGCGUUAAAAGUAAUCUCUUGAGGCAAAUUUCCAGAAGACCCUUCAUCUCAGAGCGUGGCCACGCCAGAAAAGGUAGAUGCUCUCGAAAAGCCGGAUCCGCGGGACCAAUAGCAGGAGACCCAAUUAAGGCACUAGGUCCAUGUGAACCAGAUGCGUGGGAUUAAAACCCAUAGACAAGUCCUGCUCCUAAUUGCUUUGGCUGGCGGCGGCUACAAAAGGCAAAAAGAAAGCCAGAUUCACGUAUUAGGAAUUAGAUAGCUUUAGUUUUCUUUUUCCCUAACCGUCAGACGUUGUAGACUCUUCUCUUGCUUUUUGGCUUUCACGUUUUUGACUCUUUGGCUUUGGCUUUGGCUCUGUACAAUUUUCGUUGGUUUUUACGUUGUACUUCGGCUUCAGUACGAACAUUAACGCAAAGACAAGGAAGACGUUUUCUUUUCUUUCUUUUC
Messenger RNA from Coffea arabica (coffee), 5970 nucleotides. The record is from RefSeq and is a predicted model, not a curated record. NCBI's taxonomy places the organism in Eukaryota, Viridiplantae, Streptophyta, Magnoliopsida, Gentianales, Rubiaceae.